AUGAAGGCUCUGUUGCACGAGGCGCCCGACUUAAAGGCGGGGCUAGAGAAGGAACUAAAUCGCCAUUUCGGACGGAAGUGGACCCUGACCGGCAUUGAUGGUCAUGUGAUUGGGGAGAAGCAGGGAUUCGUUUGCCAGAUCUAUCGGCUAGUUUUGUCCUGGAAACACGACGAAGAAGGCGGAGCUGACCAGCCCUUAACUGUCAUCGUCAAAUUCCCUCAGCUUGCCGCGCAGACCGAGCUGAUAAAAGAAAUUUUUCAUAAGUUCGACGAAGCUGCCACGAAACCCGAAGAACAAAGUAGUCAUCAUUUUGUUAUACGGAUGCAUAACGACGAAUGUCUGUUCUACUCUUUACUCGAGGGAAGCGUCCCGCCAUUUCCAUUGGCUACGUUUUAUGGUCUGGUGGACAUAGGCAAGCCGUUCAAGAUGUUGCUGAUGGAAGACCUGACCGGAUCGGCAUGUCUGACGAACGACUUAUUGCACGGCCUCAGUGACGAGCAAGUGUACAGUGUUGUGGAUGCACUGAACGUCGACGUGACAGUAAUGUUACGAGCCGGACUUGCCGAGGCGAGGAAGAUGACCAGCGACAAAAUGAGUUGCGACGAAUUCGAUGUCAUCGAAAGUUUCCUGUCACGAAACACGUUACACGAGUGGUACGUGACGACGGUGAAACUCAUGCCGGCCGUGUUGGUUCAUGGUGACCUGUGGUCGAACAACAUUCUGUUCGAAAGGAACGAAAGCGGCCAGGCCGGGAACAAGGUUAAAGCUCUGAUCGACUGGCAAGCGUGCUGCAUCGGCAGCAGUCUCGAGGACGUGGCUCAUUUCCUGUGCGGCGCACUGUCGACCCCUCGUCGUCGGGCGAUCGAGGAGGCAAUUCUACAACAUUACUUGACGCGCCUGAUCGAAAGGGUCGGGCCGAUGCCUCAGCUGACCCUGGGCAACGUCCGGCGACAGUAUCGCCGAUGCUUUCGUCAAAACGCGUACAUGCUCCUGUCACUCAUUCCCAUGCUGAUCGGCAAUGUCAUCGAUACGAAUGUUCCUGAUGGCGCCGAACGUAAGGAUGAACUAAUCUCCAGAGCCGUAAAUGCUUGCCACGACGCCAUGUCGUUCAUGUGA
Molecule: messenger RNA, 1116 nt
Organism: Soboliphyme baturini
Lineage: Eukaryota; Metazoa; Nematoda; Enoplea; Dioctophymatida; Soboliphymatidae
Source: the annotation of a GenBank genome assembly